UCAAAUUCCAAGUAACAGGUGCAUUAAAAUUCGUGCCUCUGUGGCUAAAAUCAGAGGAUUUAAGCAGCUGUUGUGUUUCUCCCUUAAAAGCCUUGCGACAUUAGGUGGUAAGUGCUGAAGAUCUUUGCAAAUUUCACAUGCUACACAUAGUCAGCGACCACCACCUGCCCACUGUGGGAUACCUGUGACAGUAAUUUAUUAUGUCAGUAGUGUGGUCUGCUAUGGAGUGUGAAUCACACUUUCUGAGUGUUGGUGAGAAGGGCACAGAAUGACUGUAAAUACCCUCCAAAGUAAUCUUUAAAAUGAGCAAUCUUCGAGAUGCUUGCUUCAUUAACUGAUCGUAGAUUUACUGAUAGAGGUUUUAGACUUCAGACAAAAACAGGAACUGCUGUGUGUAUAUAAACCCGGUCUCGAUUAUCACAUGCUUAGCUCUCAUUCAUCUGCCAAAGCUUUACCACACGAGAUUGACACUGUAGUGUGGAGUCUACCUACUCAGCCUAGAGACUAAGUGCAAGAAAAUGUGAGAAAGAUGCUACUACUUGGAAUUCUCUGUACAGUUCUGACCCUUACACAAUUAUCCAAAGCCAGAUCACAAGCUCAGGCGAAUGCGCUCACCUGUGUGACGAAUUACUGGCUCACCAUCGAUUGCUUUUUAAAACCCACAGCCAUUCCCAACAGAAGUGAAACAACCUCAUACUGGCUGGAAUUCGUUUUACAGAACAAACAAUUGGUCUAUAACUGUUCACUUACACUAAGAGAGGAUGAUUACAAUUGCAUGUUCAAAGCAAGCAAAAUUCCAUAUCGGAAUUCAUUUGCAGAUUACCAUUAUUUUGUUGUAUCACUUUGUUAUUGGGAGAAUGGCCUUAAAAAGUCAGUACUGGAUUCUAAAUAUUACCCAUCAAAACAUAUCAAACCACUUACACCAAAUAAUUUAACAGUGAGUAAAGCAGACAGAAACUAUACCUUUAAGUGGACGAGUGGAUACGAGAAACACACACUUAAUUACGUUUUGCCCUUUGAAUACAAAUUAUCAUACCACAAAGAGGGAUAUCCUGACAGUGCAUUAUCUGUGCAUGUAAAAGGAACAGAGUUCAAUAUUUCAGAAGCAGAAUUCGAACCAGGUACUCAGUACACUGCUAAGGUACGCAAUGAAAUCUAUCCUAAUAGUGUCUAUGAUGGGACAAGCAGUCACUGGAGCUCUGCCGUCAAAUGGAACACCUCACACAAAGCAUUCACACAUACUGCUCAAUCUUCACUCACAGAGCACAAUCUAGCCUUGCUUCCAUCUACAGCCGUGAUGGUUAUUCUGAUUUGUUUGGCGGUGGCAGUAACCUUUCUGCUGUUAUACCCUGUUGCAAGAAUGAAGAUCAAAGAUAUCAUUUGGGUGGCAACGCCAUCUCCAAACUUCCAAUCACUUUUGCAAAAUCAUCAGAGCAAUAUCAAGGAUUGGGUGCCCAAAAGUCAAGUGCAACAAAUCUACAGUGAAGAAAUUUCGACAAUUGACGCGAUAACAGAGAUCACAGCUGUAGAGCGGGAUCAAGAAAAGAUCUCAAGCAUGUAUGUCACACCCCAGUAUCAGACCCCUUACGUUGGCCCCUCAGCAGAAGUCUGGGCCCCCUUACAAAAGUCUGACACACACAGUGUUGCUAGUAUAUCUUGUAAAGAUCUCGACUUCCUACCUGAAGAGUCUGCAGUUGAAGAGCCCAUGCUUUGUUUGACCAUGUUUGAACCAAUUGCUGUUGAGGGUUUUUUGUGCAUGGACGACCUGGAGCUCGGUCAUGAGGACCUGGAGCCUACGGAAACGUUGACCGUCACUCCAAAACCUGUAUGUUUUACUCAAAAUGGUUUCACUCAAAAUUAUUGCACCUUGACUAACACCCCCAUUGGUCUUAUUCCCACGUUUACCACGGGGCCUUGUAAUCCUGAACUGGUGCCAGCUGCUAAUGCUUCAAAAGAGCCGUUAUAUGAGCAGACAGAAGAGAAUUCAUCAGAACUGGUUACAGUGACUCUUGACAGUUUGCAACUGUCUAUGGAAGAUUGAGCAUAUGCUCAUAUUGUCUCAAUGAAUUGGUCCCUUGGACUUAAAUCUCACCAAACCAUUACAAAAACAUUUACCCAAUAAUCAUGUGUUAAUAAUCCACUUUGAGCUCUCACCCAAGACAAUUAGGAUUCUGGCCAUUUACAACCAUAUGCCGCCCGUCUAUUUCAUUUGCAAAUGUAUUGUUGAAAAGGCUUUUAUCAAGUGAUGUGCUGCCCUCUACUGGCUAAAAUAAUACAACACUUGGCUAAGUUUUUAUUUUUGCAUAAUAAUAGACAUAGGUUUUAAUAAGGUAUGUACUCUUACAGUAGUUUUAGUUUUGCUCCAUUGAUUUCCUGUUUUUGUUGUUGUUUUUUUUAGUUUAUUACUGACUUACAAAACUCUUUAUAAUCCUUCACCCCUUUAUCUUAUACAGUAAAGCUUUUGGGACCUUUAUACAGUAAUGACUCUGUCUAGUGUUCAGGUGUGAAAACACUUUAAAUAUCCCUAAAAUGAUACUGAGAACAAAAUGAGAUCUUAACAGACUUUGGGAGUGUUCUCCUCCCAGCUAUGGGAAAUGGCUCAAUCUGUUCUUUGCUUUAAAGCUCUUUUAAAGGCACAUUUUAUGUCAGCUUUAAGUGGCUUUACUAUUGUGUAGGCUAUGUUUCUUUCUUUUUACUUAUGAACAGUUGCUCAAUCUCAAUUUCCUCUUUCUUGUGGUUAAUGUCAUAAAUGUAUGUUCUUUUUA
Messenger RNA from Colossoma macropomum (tambaqui), 2765 nucleotides. It is a transcript of the gene il21r.2, whose product is annotated as interleukin 21 receptor, tandem duplicate 2. The transcript has 9 exons. Gene Ontology annotation, cellular component: external side of plasma membrane. Lineage: Eukaryota; Metazoa; Chordata; Actinopteri; Characiformes; Serrasalmidae. Gene Ontology annotation, molecular function: protein binding; cytokine receptor activity. Bases 530 to 2041 code for a protein of 503 amino acids. Gene Ontology annotation, biological process: cytokine-mediated signaling pathway; immunoglobulin mediated immune response. The record is from RefSeq and is a predicted model, not a curated record.